AUUGCGAGUCCUGAGGCUGCAGGGAUGUGCAUGACUGUGUCCCACGUCUCGACUUCAGCACUCCCUUGCCUUGUCUAUGCUGUGGGGUGGAUGCAUUCAACAGCACCUUUCUAACCCAGCACUCUGGUACCCAGCCUGCAAGGAGCUCUGCUUGGCUCUCAUCCCAACACGGGAUGGCACAGCUGAUAUCUCUGUGUCCAUAGACACAAAGCCUGCAGAGAGAGGCCGGGGGUUGUUCUCUCAUCCCUCACAUGAGCCCCUGCUUUGCCUCACCCCGUCUGCCCCGAGCUGCUGGAAGCGAUGGGAAAACCCAGGUCUGAUGAGUAAUGCAGCAGCUAUCUCUUUCUUCCAUCGAUACGGUGUGUCCUCGCACAUGCCAGAACUGGGCAAGAGCUUUUGUUUGGGCUGCUCUGGAGGAUCAUCGCAUUCUUUUAAUAUCUCAAAACAAAGACUUACCACAGGGGCAGAAAGAAAAAAGACCACACGGGGAGGUGCUGCCGAGCGUACAGUGAAUUUCUAUUGGGACAGCCUGUAGACAUUCCGUUCUACCCACAGAUCCCUGCUCAGUGCAUGCAGAACUGAGCACCGCUCUGUGGCUGUGCCUGUCUGGUCUCUCCUCUCUUUGAUUUUGCCCUCAAUACGCUGUUAUAGGUUGGUUUUUAUUCUGACAGUGAGCCGGAUCUGUCGUGGUUCUGUAUGUGUGGCUGUGGCCAUCCAUGCAUCCCUCCCCGGUUAACCUGCACCUCUCCUCUUGUUGCACCAGGUCGCUUUGCUGCUCACCCCGACCCCCCAUCUCUCAGUUUGGGUUCAACCAUCACCCUCCAUCCCCUUCUGCACACCUUCAACACACCCCCACCACUCGGGACCCCACUUUUCUUCCUUCUUAUCCCACCCAACUGUCUCCUUUACACCUCCGACUCUGCGCAUCCCCCAAUUACCACCACGGCAACACCCAUCUCCACUCCCCCCCCUCCUCCUUUAUCCCAGCGGUGCCGGGUAUCCCCCUGCACCUGCCCAGCCCCAUAGCCCCCCCAUCCCCGUACCGGCAGCCGGGUGGGGCGGGCUGUAGGGCGGCCAAUGGGAGCGGGGAGGCGCGGCCGUCGGGGCCGUCGCAUUUAGGAGCGGGGCUGGCGGCGGAGCCGGGCAGGAGAGCGGCAUGGAGCGGGCUGUGGGGCUCGGGGGCACCUCGCUGGCCGAGGGGUUCAUCAAAUCUCCACGGCCGCUGAUGAAGAAGCAGGCGGUGAAACGGCACCACCACAAACACAACCUCAAGCAUCGCUACGAGUUCCUGGAAACGCUGGGGAAAGGGACGUAUGGGAAGGUGAAGAAAGCACGGGAGCGUUCCGGGAAGCUGGUGGCCAUCAAGUCUAUCAGGAAGGACAGAAUCAAAGAUGAACAGGACCUUAUCCAUAUCCGGAGGGAGAUAGAGAUCAUGUCGUCCCUCAACCACCCCCACAUCAUCUCUGUCCAUGAAGUGUUUGAGAACAGCAGCAAGAUUGUCAUUGUGAUGGAGUACGCCAGCAAAGGAGACCUGUAUGACUACAUCAGUGAGAGGCAGAGGCUGUCGGAGCAGGAGGCUCGUCAUUUCUUCCGGCAGGUUGUGUCGGCCAUCUACUACUGCCAUAAGAAUGGGAUCGUUCACAGGGACUUGAAGCUGGAGAACAUCCUCCUUGAUGCCAAUGGGAACAUCAAGAUUGCAGACUUUGGCCUGUCCAAUGUUUACCAGCAGGACAAAUUCCUGCAGACAUACUGUGGUAGUCCCCUCUAUGCGUCACCUGAAAUCAUCAAUGGACGGCCCUACAAAGGCCCAGAGGUGGACAGCUGGUCCCUCGGUGUCCUCCUCUACAUCCUGGUCCAUGGCACGAUGCCCUUUGACGGCCAUGACUACAAGACCCUGGUCAAGCAGAUCACCAAUGGUGACUACCGGGAGCCCACGAAGCUGUCAGCCUGUGGGUUGAUCCGGUGGAUGCUGAUGGUGAACCCGGAGCGCCGUGCCACCAUUGAGGACAUUGCCACACACUGGUGGGUCAACUGGGGCUACCGUGUGCCCGUCGGAGAGCAGGAGCUGCUGCGGGAGAGCAAUGAAUCCCCAUUGGCCACAGUGGCUGAGUGGUUACGGUGCUCAUCCCGACCCCUCUUUGAGAAUGGCUCCAAACUGAGGUGCUUCUUCAAGCAGCACAUCCCUGGCGUGGCCCUGGAGCGGCAGCGCUCCCUUAAGAAGUCCAAGAAGGAGAACGAUGUCUCCCAUGCACUGCAGGAGGGGGCUGCAGCUCCUGAGAACCCCUCCAAGUCCAUCCUCAAGCGGCCCAAGGGCAUCUUGAAGAAGAGGAAUUCCUGCGAGCAGAAGGUGCCCGUCCCUCCGCCAACAGCUCCUGGGGGAGAGGUGAAGAGUGAAGAUGGGGAUGUGACUGCUGUGGGGCUGAGCCCAGCGCUACCCUCUGCAGUGCUGGGGGGCAGUGAGGGCAGCAAUGUUGUCCCUGUGGCUGUGCCCAAGAAGGGAAUCCUAAAAAAGCCCCCAAAGAGGGAAUCAGGGUAUUACUCAUCUCUGGAAUGCAGUGAAUCUGGAGACGUCCUGGAUGCAGGGAGCUUGGACCUUGAGGGCAACGCGUUUGCUGACAGUCCCACCACUGAGCAGGGCCCCCCUGUCCUCCCCAGCAGCCGGAAGGGCAUCCUCAAACACAACAGCAAAUACUCCAGCAAUGCUGAGCCCCACAGCUCCCCCAGGCAGAGCUUUGGAUGCUUUGAUGAGGUGCCCUUGCCCAAAGCCCCCCUUGCCCCCCGCCCUCGCCCACCCAGCGCUGUGAGCGAGGACAGCAUCCUCUCCACUGAAUCCUUUGAGCAGCUCGACCUCCCCCCACGUAUCCCCCCGGGCAGCAGCAGUGGGGCCAUGAGGGGCUGCGUCUCUGCUGACAGCCUCCUACGCUUGGAGGAGGAGGAGGAGGUGGAUGAAGGGCGCAGGCUGCGCCGCUGGACUGUAACACACUGCCCCAGUACAUUGGGGGAGAGCCGCUUCUCUUUGGAGAGCUGUGAUAACGUCACCGAGGUGUAUCGACGUGCCAUGGCCAUCAACAUGAAGCUGAGCUGAGGGUAGCCUACGGUUAUAGGGAUGGGGUCCCUUAGCUUGGGAUGGCCCCUGCUGUGGGGAUAGGGGGGCACAAGUUCCCCCUUCCCCAGGGCUUCCUUGUGUCCAUAGAGGGGGCUGCCCUGUGUCCCCCCCCCCCCCUAUUUAUUUUGCAGCCUCCCAUAGGAGGUUGGAUGCACACAGGGAUUGGGUUGUGGGGUGGGGAGGGGGAUGCUCUUAGGGCAUAUCUCAGAGAGGAGGGGGUGAUAAAAGGACCAAAGCCCUAUGCUGCCCCAUUGCCCCCCCCCUCCAGCUCCUGCUAAGGGGAAGAAGUGCUCUCCAUGGCACCACACUGUCCCUCCAUUCAAACAGGUUCAUCUCAUGGGAGGGAUGAAAUGGGUUGGGAUGGGGGGUGGUUCUUUGCACUGUUUUAUUUUUGGCUGCACAUGAUAACGGAUGGGGCAGGUAAUAUACCUCAAACAACUGGAGAUGUAGCAAGGAAUGGAUGGGAGGCUGUCCUGGCUGCAGGCUGGGGUUUGCUGGUAAUGGGGUGCAGCCCCAUCCUUCUGCUGCUCUAAGAAACCCAACUGGAAUGAAGCAUCGACUGGAAUGAAGCACCAACUGGAAGAGAACAUGCACUGUGAUGGCAAUGAGCUGAGGCUGCAGGAAACCCAGAGCUGCCCCACAACACAGUCUGGAAAUGGGCUCUGAUGUCUAUUUUUCAUGGUGUAAGGAAAGUUAAAAAAGAGCCUUUUCUAAGGCACUGCUUCUUUAUUUAUUGCCUCGUGUCCGAGUUAAUGUAAAACUUCAUCAGCACUGGAUUUGCCGAGCUCAAUAUCAACCCUCCCCCCCCCCUUCUUGUGGGUGUUUGUGGCUGUGCUGCAGCCCCAUUGCACUGUUGUGUGGGCAAUGGCUCUGUUCCUUCCUACAGCGUGGUCCAGAGGAAAAAAAACCCAUUAAAUUAAAAGCAAAAAGGAACAUG
Molecule: messenger RNA, 4043 nt
Organism: Coturnix japonica (Japanese quail)
Lineage: Eukaryota; Metazoa; Chordata; Aves; Galliformes; Phasianidae
Source: RefSeq, a predicted model, not a curated record